AUGAACCCGACUCAGGUCAUGUCUUAUAAAAUCCCCAAACGCACUCGCUCUGACUCGGACUCUCCGCAGAUGAAGUCUCCUCUGUCCAGACUGAACACACAGAACCAGAGUCCCCCUCUGGUCAGACGUCCUGGAGAUGGACACAGUUCCUUCAGAGGAAAAACCAGAACAGAGGCUUUCACCAACGGGUGGCGCCCUAAACGUGCCUCAGAUCGCCUGCUCUCUGCUGCUCCUGGUCCUGAUGUAGAACAUGAGUCCUGUUUGGAUUCUCCUCCAGACACAGAGUCGGACUCUACUGUAAUCGCGGUGCGCUCUCAAGACGCUCUCUUCCGCCUCAGAGCAGAACGGCAUCUUGGGAGUUGCCCUGACAGGAAGUGCCCCCAGAAACCACCUAACAAGGACACGAGCGUCUUGUCUUGGUCCAAACUGUCCUCGGCCUCUUCUCCUCUGGACUCAAACGGCGUCUGGUCUGAACUCAGCGAUGUGAGGGAAAAGCAGAGGGACAAGUGGAGGCAGUUUAAAGAGAAGAAACAGCUCAGAACAUACGCCUCAAGGAGGAACAGAGACCAGGCCAGACCGGACCAGGCCAGACCGGACCAGGCCAGACCGGACCAGGCCAGACCAGACCAAGCCAGACCGGACCAGGCCAGACCAGACCAGACACAAGGCCAGUCCAGGAGCUACAAGAGGACCACAGCCAACUCUGAACCCAUCGUUCUGUCGAGUGAAGAGGAGGAAGACGAGCAGAGUGACGGCCAAUCAGAGCAAGUUCCUCUGCCCUUCCUGCAGCUGGACUUCUGCUCCUUCCACAUGGGUCUGUCCAGAGCUGAGGCCAACGGCAAAGUCACCAUCUCUGAGAGCGGCAUCACAGUCCCCCUCACAGGUCCUGGUCCAGACUCUGGUUCCGUGGAGCUCAGUAUAGUGGCCUCUCAGAUGCGUUCCUUUGGACUGUGGGAUGGGGGCGUGGCCAGAGGCGGCGCUCUGUUCUCUGAUAACUCGGGCCCCGCUCCCUCACUGCUUUUCCUGUGGAUCAGCGACGUCCAAUCACAGCUGCUGAAGAAGGAGCUGCACGAGAUCCACCAGAGCACAGAUCCCCUGUGUCCCCUUGUUCUCCUGGUUCUUCAGUCCCAGCUCUCAGACUUGGACUCGGCUUUGGUUUCUUCUAUUCUAGAUUCUGGAGACUAUCUUAAGUCCAGAUCUGGGUCUGGACCUGUGGACUGGACUCAGGGUCUGGUCCUGAUUCACACUUGUCCCGCUCCCGUGGACUCACACCUGCUGCAGCUGCUGGGGCCAAUGAGUGCGUCAGAUCCCCCGCCACGGAGUCCUGCUCUCAGGACCAGGACCAGGUCUGGAUCUCAGAAGCUCCCUUCCAGGCUGAUCCAGUACCCUGCAGCGCCCUCUAGAGGCCGUAUCUCUGUGAGCUCUGAGGAUCUGCUCUGUCUGAAGCACGGAGAGUUCCUCAAUGAUGUCAUCAUCGACUUCUACCUCAAUACCUAUACUCACCUCUCUCCCUCCACCCCCUCUGCUGCAGUACCUGUGCUCACCUCUCUCUCUCCCCCUCUGCUACUGUACCUGUGCUCACCUCUGUCUCUGACCUCUGCUACAGUACCUGUCCUCACCUCUCUCUCCCUCUGCUGCAGUACCUGUGCUCACCUCUCUCUCUCCCCCCCUCUGCUGCAGUACCUGUACUCACCUCUCUCCCUCCACCCCCUCUGCUGCAGUACCCUGUGCCCACCUCUCUCUCUCCUGUGCGAGGAGAGAGUGGCGCUGACAAGCACCUGGGAUGCCGACUGA
Molecule: messenger RNA, 1794 nt
Organism: Knipowitschia caucasica
Lineage: Eukaryota; Metazoa; Chordata; Actinopteri; Gobiiformes; Gobiidae
Source: the annotation of a GenBank genome assembly